This is a messenger RNA of Styela clava, 4516 nucleotides long. Its product is annotated as MAM and LDL-receptor class A domain-containing protein 1-like. The record is from RefSeq and is a predicted model, not a curated record. Gene Ontology annotation, molecular function: calcium ion binding. NCBI's taxonomy places the organism in Eukaryota, Metazoa, Chordata, Ascidiacea, Stolidobranchia, Styelidae. Gene Ontology annotation, cellular component: membrane.
UUCAGUUUUAAUCUAAUCUGUAGUAUCCUGACUAUAUCUCUAAUACUUUGACAAUGAGAUAUCUGCUCCCUUCAUCAGUAGUUUGUUUUAUAUUUCUAUUUAAUUCAGUAUUAUCAGACGUAUUAUUCGAUUGUGAUUUUGAAACUGACAACUGUGGAUUCGUGGAUGAUAUCGCUGUUGAAGUUCAGUGGAAACGAUAUCAAGGACCAACUCCUUCGCGCGAAACAGGCCCAGAUACGGAUUAUACAAAUGGAACCAAACUUGGUUACUACUCAUAUGCAGAAGCGAGUAAUACGGGCAUUGGUGAAAAAGCAAGAAUAACUUCACCCUUGUUGAAAAAUUCUGGAGGGAAAUGUACAAGGCUUGCAUUUUAUUAUUAUACCUAUGGAGAGGAUCCUGGUUAUCUUUAUCUAUAUCUACUGGGCGAUAAACCGUACUAUUUCGAAAAUCCCGUCUGGGAAGACGAUCGUUCUUCUAAGAGGGAAUGGAGAUCUGUUCAGUUGGACCUCAGCAUCUCAGUUAAUUAUUCGAUCGCAUUCGAAACUGUAUUUGGUGGAGGCGGUUUGGUCGAUAAGAAAGGAGAUGUUGCAAUUGAUGGCAUAUCUGUUGACUCUAUUGAUUGUGAAUAUGACUCUUGCGAAAACCACGUAACAUGCUUAAAUGGUGGAACGUGUGUAGCCAAAAUGGGUACUUCAAAUUUUGAGUACAUAUGUGAAUGCGUGGAUGGAUGGAGUGGUGAUCACUGUGAGAACGACUUUGAUGAAUGUUCAAGCACACCAUGCAACAAUGGAGCAACUUGUAUUCAUGGAUUAAAUGAGAUACAUUGCGAAUGUGAUUUGGGAUUUUAUGGUGCUACUUGCGAGUUCAUUGAUAUGUGCAUUGACAAUCAAGUUAAACGUUGCUUGAACGGAGGAACAUGUAAUAAUGUUGGCGAUAAUUUCAACUGCACCUGCAGGCCUGGAUUUUCAGGGGCAACCUGCGAGAUUAACAUCGAUGAUUGUGCUUUGUCUCCAUGCCAGAACGGAGGAACAUGCAAUGACCUUGUUGAUUCUUACACUUGUGACUGCCUGUAUGAAUACAAGGGAUUUCAUUGCCAAAGUUUGGUUGGAGGUUGCGAUUUCGAUGACAACAGUUUAAGUAUAUGUGGAUAUAAAUUUGACUACUAUCAGGAUUUAGACUGGAAAUUGAAUCAGGGUCGAACUCCUAUCGGAUCAACCGGACCACCGGCAGACCAUACUACAGGACAAGGAUAUUACGUUUAUGCUGAAAUCGAAUUCCAAGCGAAUAAAAUUGCAAGGUUGCUUUCCCCAGAGUUGCCACAAUCCUCUGUAGCUGCAUGUACUAAUGUAACAUUUUGGUAUUACAUGGACGGCACUGAUAUUGGAACUCUCAACAUAUAUAUUAGCACUGGUUAUAAUUCUAUACAGACUAUGCCUUCCUGGACGUUGUCGGGAGGUCAGGGUAACGAAUGGCGUCAAGGCUAUUUUGAAGUCAGUUCUCCAGUACCCUACUCGCUUGUUUUUGACGCUGUGACGACUUUGGCUACACUUCCAGACUAUAUUGCUAUUGAUGAUGUUUCAGUUCACCCAGGAGCUUGUGUUUAUCGACAGUGUUCCAUACAACCUUGUAAAAAUGGAGGGACGUGUAUUGAGGACGGCGUUAGUUCAUAUAUAUGUGAGUGUCCCAGACCGUGGACCGGUGUGAAUUGUACAGAAGACCGAAAUGAAUGCAACGAAACUCCAUCUCCCUGCAUCAAUAGUGUUGCAUGUACUGAUCAUAACCCUGGAUACGAAUGUACUUGUUCGCCAGAAUAUGUGGGAUACAAUUGUGAAUAUAUUCGAGGAAGUUGUAACUUUGAAGACCCCUUUUCGCGGAAAUGCUCGUACACUGAUGACGACACCGGGGAUUUUGUCUGGAAGUCUUGGCAAGGUCCAACACCGACUGAUUUAACGGGUCCUUCAGUCGACCACACUCUGGGAACAGAAGAAGGAUAUUAUCUGUACACUGAAACAUCACCACAAGAAGGUGGCGAUAAAGCUCGAAUCGUGUCACCUGUCGUUCCAAACAGUGGGUCACAAUGCACAGGACUAGAUUUUUGGUAUCACAUGUUUGGGAACGAUGUCGGCGAACUUGCGAUGUAUGUCGAAUACGGCAAUGAACCACUCACCAUUCCAAUAUGGAAUAUUAUUGGCAAUCGGACAAAUUCUGUGAGGGAGUGGGUACGAGUAGAACUCAAUAUAAGCGCACCAAGCGACUUCAGAUUGGUAUUCGAAGUUACUGUAUUACCGCAAGGCAACCUCGAACCUGAAAACAGAGGAGAUAUCGCUAUUGAUGAUAUUGAAGUUCAUUUCGACAGAAAUUGCAACUACGACAAGUGUUUUGAAAAGCCGUGUAUGAACGGUGCAAUUUGUACUGCUAUUGGCGGAGACGACUAUCACUGUGAAUGUACUCCGGGAUACGAUGGCAAAAACUGUGACAAUACCCCAGUUUGUGUACCGAAUCCAUGUUAUAAUGGAGGAACAUGUGUCUUAGGCAGCAAUGGAAACCAGGAAUGCUUGUGCAAACACGGAUGGAUUGGAACAUACUGCGAUACAAAGGACUAUUGUUACCCUAAUCCAUGUGAACAUGGGGGAACGUGUACGACGUUUACGACCACUUAUGUUUGUCAAUGCCGGCCGGGAUAUCUGGGAGAUAAUUGUGAAACAGAUAUAGAUGAAUGUCAGAGCUCACCCUGCAUGAAUGGAGCUCAGUGUUUGGACCUCUCUAACGCUUAUCAGUGUGAAUGUGUGGGACAAUAUUUCGGCGAGCGCUGUAAUAAAAUCGAAGGUGGAUGCAAUUUUGAGGACGAUUUUUGUGGAUGGGCAUCUGAAUCGCUUUCAUACAAAUGGAUACGACAAGAUGGAAAUAGUCCGAAUUGGCCGCUCUCUGGCCCAAGAACGGAUCACACUUUUUCAAACGGUUCUGGGUUUUAUAUUUUCACUGAAGUAUACAGUGACCAGCCUGUCGAAGGCACCCAAUAUAGAUUUGAAUCUCCUACAUUUUUAAAGAGUGUUGUUGAACCAGGAAAAAUUUUAACAUUCCAAUUUUAUUAUCAUAUGGUUGGAACCGGGAUGGGAAAUCUCAAUGUUUAUUUUAAAGAUGGCGGUGCUACUCAACUGAUUGAUCAAAUUACACAAGAUGAAACCGCUGCGGAUUGGCGACUUUAUUCAAGAAAAUUCGAGCCAGUAUUUGACUUUGGAUUCAUCAUUGAGCACCAAACAGUGAAAAGUGUGUUAUAUCUGGCUGAUAUGGCAGUUGACGAUAUAGAUAUACUUAUUGAAGACUCAGGAAACACUCCAGAUACUACCACAGUCGUUACAACAAUACAGACGACGACUAAACCAACUACAACUAUCAAAGUUACUGAUCCACCCACAACCACCAAAAUGCCAACGACAACCAAAACUGUUGAUUUAACUCCAACAAUAAAACCAACGACGAUAAUGGAUACUUCGACUCUUGUAAUAACAACUUUGUGCGACGAUGACGAUGAAUGUGAUGACGAUGACGAUAAUGAAGACGAUGGUUUAGAUGGAGGAGCAAUAGCUGGAAUAGUUAUCGGGGUAUUGCUCGCCACAGUCGGUCUUGUCUUUUUAGCAUUUAUUGUAUACACGAGAAUGACUGCUGCACACCAAACUCUAGCUGAUGGUGGUUCGGGCGUACCAUUAAGUAAGUCAGGCAUUCCUAACGCAGGGUAUGUCGGUGAAUCAGAUUUGUAAUCAAAAUUUUACAUAUUUUGAAUUCGUCUCGCGUUAACAAUGUAAAUAUAUCAUGAGUGUUCAUACGUACACGUUACGGCGCAUUGAAUGUAAAGUAAAAUUGUUAUAUCUUAUAUGAAAUUGCAAUAUUGUUUCAAGAGUUACUUGCAACUAGUUUUAUUGCACUAAGCUAAAGACGGCCAGAGACUUUGUGCAUGAAAACUAAACGUUUUUGAAGUAAAUUUUAUUUUUGAAACCAUAUAUAUUAUGAUAUAAAUGGAAAGGUAUGCAUUUAUUGUAAACUUUGGUAUUACGAUAUUACAACUCUUAUCUGCAUUUCAUGCAAAUAUAAAAGAAAAAGCUUUUUUUUUUGCAUCUGAAUCAGUCGUCACAAAUAUACAUGUUGAUCCUGCAAAAUUUUUAAAAAAGAUUGUGCAAAACUACAUUUUUUUUAAAGUAUAUAUAUUGAUUCUAAUUCAGUAGCCACAGACUAUCAGCCAUCAUUACCUCUAUCCAGAUCAACGUAUCGCACGAGGUACUUCACAUACUUUUUGUUAUAACGUCGCUUUUAAACUCUUUUCACCUUCCGGGCCUUGAAGUAAUUCAGUGAUACAACGUAUAUCAUUGUCAUCUUUUUUGUUUCAUUUUUUCACCAAUCUCCUGAGAUCUUUCUCUGAUAGUUGAUUCUACACAAAGUGUUUUCCCGUGGUUCUAAUGAAUGCAGAUGUUUAUCAUUCCCUCAGUGUUAUUGUAUACUUAACUAUGCAAAUAAAUUGAAU